AUGGCGUCGCUCCUCCCCACCCUGGCUGAGCAGGACCCGGAGCUGGCGAACAUGAUCGAGCUUGAGAUGAGUCGCCAGUUCCGCGGGUUGGAGAUGAUCGCCUCGGAGAACUUGACGUCGAAGGCGGUCCUGGAGUGCCUCGGUUCUGCCCUGACGAACAAGUACGCCGAGGGAGAGCCCGGCAACAGGUACUACGGCGGUACCGUGUACGUCGACAUGGUCGAGAACCUUGCCAAGAAGCGUGCCUUGGCAGCUUUUGGCCUCGACCCCGAGGUGUGGGGGGUUAAUGUGCAGCCCUACAGCGGGUCACCGGCAAACUUCGCCGCCUACACUGCCUUGCUAGAGCCUUACAGCCGCAUCAUGGGUCUUGACCUGCCCAGCGGCGGCCACCUCACACACGGCUUCUACACACCGAAGAAGAAGGUAAGCGCAACGUCAAUUUACUUCGAGUCUUUCCCCUACCGGGUCAAGGAGGACGGCCUGAUCGACUACGACACCCUCGAGUCCGUCGCGCUGGUGUUUCGACCCCAGAUGAUUAUCGCCGGCGCCUCGGCUUACGCGCGUGACUUUGACUACGAGCGGUUCCGUCACAUAUGUGAUGAGGUGGGCAGUCUUCUGUUGAUGGACAUGGCCCACACGGCUGGCCUGAUUGCCGGUGGCGCGCUCAAGUCCCCGUUUCCAUACGCAGAUGUGGUGACGACCACCACUCACAAGUCCCUGCGCGGGCCGCGUGCUGGCAUGAUUUUCUACCGCAAAAAGGACUUCCAGGGCAAGCCGACCGACUACGAGAACCGCAUCAACCAGGCUGUCUUCCCUGGAUGCCAGGGCGGGCCGCACGAGCAUCAAAUCGCCGCUAUCGCUACGCAGAUGCGGGAAGUGUGCACCCCGGAGUGGAAGGUGUACGCCAAGCAAGUGCAGUCCAACGCCCGCACGUUGGCAGCCGCGUUGAGCGCCAAGGGUCACAAGUUCGUCUCUGGUGGCACCGACAACCACCUGCUGCUAUGGAAUGUGAGGGUCCACGGCUUGACAGGCAGCAAAAUGGAGAAGCUGCUCGACGCCGUCUCCGUUUCCGUCAACAAGAACACCAUUCCUGGAGACAAGAGUGCCAUGACGCCUGGUGGCAUUCGUGUUGGCACGCUGUCGUUGACUUCUCGCGGGAUGGUGGAGGCAGACAUGCGGGUGAUCGCGGAGUUUCUCGACCGCGCCAUUGAGCUGGCCAAGCAAAUCCAGACGGAGGUGGGCUCGGCCAAGUUGAAUGACUUUGUCGAAGCCCUGCCAAAGUACUCCGGUGUGGCUGCCCUCCGCAGAGAUGUGGAGGCGUUUGCGACGACCUUUGCGAUCCCCACGUUUGACGUGGCGCGCAUCAAAUACCAGGGCGAUCCUCCCAAGGAGUUGUAG
This is a messenger RNA of Leishmania braziliensis MHOM/BR/75/M2904, 1398 nucleotides long. RefSeq names its product serine hydroxymethyltranferase (SHMT-S) (gene SHMT-S). NCBI's taxonomy places the organism in Eukaryota, Euglenozoa, Kinetoplastea, Trypanosomatida, Trypanosomatidae. The transcript has a single exon. Gene Ontology annotation, cellular component: cytoplasm. Gene Ontology annotation, biological process: folic acid metabolic process; L-serine catabolic process; tetrahydrofolate interconversion. The record is from RefSeq and is a predicted model, not a curated record. Gene Ontology annotation, molecular function: pyridoxal phosphate binding; serine binding; glycine hydroxymethyltransferase activity. The coding region runs from base 1 to 1398 and encodes 465 amino acids.